AUGGCAGCGAAGGCGACUGCGAUGGGUGGCCAAAUGUCAAUUGUCGGGGCCAAAGCCUCGUCUGUUGGGACUUCGAAUGGGAAUGGGAAUGGGAAUGGGAUUGGCAUCGAGAAUGGGACAGUGGAUACGCCGAAUGGGGAAGACCAUUUGUCCAGGAGGCUUCCCGAUGACAUGUCGCAGCAACUUUUGCUUAAGGAGUGCACAGGGAAAAAGGAGGAUAUCAAGGGCAAUUAUAAAAAUGCAUUUUCCACGCGCUAUUCAACAACCAUUGGAAUGGCAUUUGGGAGACAGACUCAGAUGUAUACCAUUCAACUAUACGACAAACGAUCUCUUUAGGAAAAGAAUGUAAAACGUCACGAGGUCGAUAAGAAGUUUAUUGGGGGAUUUGAUGAAAAGAAAAAUGCAAAGUACUUCAAAUACCUACCGAACGAUGGCCAUGUCUCGAUGUCCGUCUCGCAGACCCCAAGGGACAUCACCUGCAAGGCCUGCUUCAAGGAAGAUACUGUACGAAACAAUAAUCAGAUGAACAAUGAAAUCGCCAAACUAAUCAAAAAUCAAAGUACACCUCAGGAAGCAGCAUAUUUUGUUAGAGUGAUGUCUUAUACUACCUUGUGGCCCCCUUACUAUAAAGAUAAAAUACAAAAACAAAUUUCACAGACAAAGAUUUGCAACCUGAAACAUUUAUUGCAAUGCGAAAAUGUCGCAAAGUUCGCCCAGACUGCAAAGUAA
Molecule: messenger RNA, 729 nt
Organism: Drosophila eugracilis
Lineage: Eukaryota; Metazoa; Arthropoda; Insecta; Diptera; Drosophilidae
Exons: 4
Source: RefSeq, a predicted model, not a curated record